This is a messenger RNA of Phragmites australis (common reed), 1489 nucleotides long. Its product is annotated as ankyrin repeat domain-containing protein 2A-like. The record is from RefSeq and is a predicted model, not a curated record. NCBI's taxonomy places the organism in Eukaryota, Viridiplantae, Streptophyta, Magnoliopsida, Poales, Poaceae. Gene Ontology annotation, cellular component: chloroplast outer membrane. The transcript is spliced from 8 exons. Gene Ontology annotation, biological process: protein targeting to chloroplast. The coding region runs from base 159 to 1166 and encodes 335 amino acids. Gene Ontology annotation, molecular function: chloroplast targeting sequence receptor activity; protein binding.
CCAGAAUUACCACCGACCCGGCCCACCUCCUCCUCCCCUCAUCGCUACCCUCGCACGCCACCGUCAACCAGCGCCGCCGAGCACGCCCUCCACCGGAGCGCUUCGCCUCGAACUCUUCUCUCCUGGUCCUAGUCGUCCUCCUACCCCGCUCUACCGGAAUGGCGUCGAGUGGAGAUCCACCCGGAUCUGCUGAUGAGAAGAAAAGUCCAAAACCAGAAGGAUCAUCCAAUGAACGUCAAGGGGUUCCUCCAGCAGGCUUUUCGAAUCCUUUUGAUUUUGCUUCGAUGCAAAGUUUGCUCAAUGAUCCAUCUAUAAAGGAGAUGGCAGAUCAAAUUGCAAGGGAUCCUGCAUUCAACCAGAUGGCUGAGCAGCUACAGAAAGGUGCUCAGACUGCAGGAGAACAGGGUAUGCCUCCAUUGGACCCUCAACAAUACAUGGAAACAAUGCAAAAGGUCAUGGAGAACCCCCAGUUUAUGACAAUGGCAGAGCGUCUUGGGAAUACUCUUAUGCAGGAUCCUGCUAUGUCCAAUAUGCUGGAAAGCUUCUCUAGUACAUCACAUAAAGAGCAGCUGGAAGAGCGCAUGUCUCGCAUUAAGGAAGACCCAGCUUUGAAGCCAAUUCUUGAUGAGUUAGAGAAUGGUGGUCCUGCUGCAAUGAUGAAGUACUGGAACGACCCAGAAACUCUUCAAAAGAUUGGCCAGGCAAUGGGAGCUAGCUUCCCAUUCGGCGCUGGUUCUUCUGCUGAACCUUCAGGUACUGAAGAAACUGAGGAGGAAGGUGGGUAUGAAGAUGAAUCCAUGGUCCAUCACACUGCCAGUGUUGGUGAUGACGAGGGUUUGAAGAAGGCUCUAGAUGGCGGAGCAGAUAAGGAUGAAGAGGACUCCGAGGGAAGAAGGGCCUUACAUUUUGCAUGUGGAUAUGGUGAGUUGAAGUGUGCCCAGAUCCUCCUUGAGGCAGGUGCUGCAGUGGAUGCUUUGGAUAAGAACAAAAACACCCCACUGCAUUAUGCUGCUGGCUAUGGCCGCAAGGAGUGUGUCGAUCUUCUUUUAAAGCAUGGUGCUGCUGUCACGCUCCAAAACUUGGAUGGGAAGACACCCAUCGAUGUUGCCAAGCUCAACAACCAGGAAGAGGUUCUCAAGUUGCUUGAGAAGGAUGCCUUCCUUUAAAUCCCAUGGCUCUCAUAGACACAUCACGCAUGGACUUUUGGUUCCAGCAUGAUCAUGUUUUACAUCGGUUGGCUUCAUUUGGAUUGUCGAUUGCUCAUAUCAGCAUUUUAUCUGUUCAGUAAGAAUUGAUAUCUGGUUUAGCUAGCUGCUAGCCUGCAGCAAUUCAUGCUUACAGUGAAGGGGCAGCUAUAGAACUGCCCUGUUAUGGUCGACGGUGACUUGUGUAUCCUCCGAUUUGUUUAUGUUGUUUUCACGAGAGCAGUCAGAUUGUUUAUACACCAGUUUAAUUAUUUUGGUGUCCAAGGUCAUCUGGACAAAUUGCA